GACUCCAGAAAAAACAGCAGCUACUCACUGAAAACACCUCUUCUACAUCCUCUUUGUGGGCAAACUUGAAGGAGAGGAUCUCACGUCCUGCAGCUCUUCCUGAAACCCAAAGUUCCCAGAUCCUCUCUCAGCAAUGGCUAUGGUGUGUCUUUCAGACUUCGAAGCUUAUGCUAAAAAGUAUUUACCCAAGAUUGCUUGGGAUUUUUUUGCAGCUGGAGCAGAUGACUGUAGCACCCGAGAUGAAAAUGUCCUGGCAUAUAAAAGAAUUCGUUUCCGGCCCCGUAUGCUGCGGGAUGUAUCUACAAUGGACAUUAGGACUAAGGUCCUAGAGUCUGAAAUCAGCUUUCCUGUAGGAAUCGCCCCUACUGGCUUCCACCAGCUAGCAUGGCCUGAUGGAGAGAAAAGCACAGCCAGAGCGGCCAAAGCGAUGAACACCUGUUACAUUGCCAGCACAUACUCCACCUGCACUCUGGAGGAGAUCUCUGCGGCCGCCCCCGGCGGCCUCCAGUGGUUCCAGCUCUACAUUCACCGCAACAGGGCAGUUUCCCAGCAGCUGGUCCAACGGGCGGAGGCCUUGGGUUUCCAGGCCCUCGUCCUCACCGCAGAUCUGCCCUACACGGGCAAAAGACGUGAUGAUAUCCGCAAUGGUUUCUGCCUUCCACCCCACAUGAAACUGAAGAACUUGGAAGGAGCCUUUGAGGGAGAUGACCAUUCUGAGUAUGGACUGCCACCCAACAGCAUGGAUCCUUCGGUCACCUGGAAUGAUAUCUACUGGCUGCGGAGCCUGACCCACCUGCCCAUCAUCAUCAAAGGCAUCUUGACAAAAGAAGAUGCAGAGCUGGCAGUGAGACAUGGAGUUCAGGGAAUUGUUGUGUCUAAUCAUGGUGGAAGGCAACUGGAUGGAGGACCUGCCACUGUUGAUGCUCUGGUUGAGGUUGUAGAGGCAGUACAAGGCAGAGUCGAAGUUUAUUUAGAUGGUGGAAUACGAAAAGGAAGUGACGUGUUAAAAGCACUGGCACUGGGAGCAAAAUGUGUCUUUAUUGGAAGACCAGCUUUAUGGGGACUGGCUUACAAGGGAGAAGAAGGUCUUCAAGACGUUUUGAGAAUUUUGCAGGAUGAGUUUCGUUUGGCGAUGGCCUUAGCUGGCUGUGCCAGCGUCUCAGAGAUUGGCCGACACCUAGUUCAGUUCUCAAAGCUGUGAAGCCUCCUGCAAUGCCCACCAGAGGCAGCUCACGCUGAGGUCCCAAUCAGACUGAGGAGAGAAAAAGGAGGUGCAAAUGUUGCAUGUGCAAUAAGCAUUUGAUAAGGUCUUCAGGAAAAUCCUGAGGAGAUUAAGAAAGGCUCUGUGUUAGCAAAGGCCAUUCUCUGCUUUUAUUGAGAGCAAUGAGUUCUUUAACAAUUUGGAUAAUUGUUAUUUGCUUAAAUACAUCUACUUUAAACUGGC
Molecule: messenger RNA, 1444 nt
Organism: Phalacrocorax carbo (great cormorant)
Lineage: Eukaryota; Metazoa; Chordata; Aves; Suliformes; Phalacrocoracidae
Source: RefSeq, a predicted model, not a curated record